CACGCUCUGUGCCUUUCUCUCACUCAGGAGCGAAGGCAGCAUCCAGCUCUGAGACGGGGCUGUCAGUCACUCUGCCAGAGGGGGCUCUGCGGGCUCAGGGAGGGGUUCCAGAGCUGCUCCUGGCAAUGAAACGUUCUCCAGCAGCCCACAUCCUCACCUGACUUCCUCUCUUCUCCGAGGACAGUUGCAGAAAAGUGCUUUCCACUCCUUUGCCACAGGUUGACUUCCAGAGAGUGGAGAAGACCAAGUGCUCCAUCCUGGGCAGCGAUGAGACUGUAACUGGAGACCUCCUUCUCCUCCUUAUGGAAAGUUUCAGGCCAGGCAUGGGACCAUUGGAGGGAGCCAACAGCACAUUCACCGUGGAGAAGACAACAUUGGAUGAGAAGCUGCCACAUGGCUGGCAUGCCAAGGACUUUGUCACUCCUACCCAGGAUCUCUCUGGGUCCCGCAGUGUCAUGAUGGACAGCACCAAGAUCCUGGGGGUCCAGGUCAUCCUGAUUGCUGCCUACUCCCUCAUCAUUCUGCUGGGGUUCAUUGGAAACUCCCUGGUCAUCUACAUCAUAGUGAAGUACAAGACCAUGAGGACUGUCACCAACUUCUUCAUAGCUAACCUGGCCCUGGCAGACCUGAUGGUGGACACACUCUGUCUGCCUUUCACCCUAGUGUACACCCUCCUGGACGAGUGGAAGUUUGGAGCUGUCCUUUGUCACCUGGUUCCUUAUGCUCAAGCUCUGAGUGUCCAUGUGUCCACUCUCACCCUGACUGUGAUUGCUCUGGAUAGGUACCGCUGUAUUGUUUUCCACCUGGACAGCAGGAUUUCCAGGAGGCUCAGCUUCACCAUCAUAGCUGUCAUGUGGCUGGCAGCAGCUGUCCUAGCAGGGCCUCUGGCCAUCUUCAGGGAGUACCGGUACGAGGAAAUCCCAUCCAUCAACCUCAAAAUGGCUGUUUGCUCAGAAAAAUGGCCCUCUGGGAACAACAGAGAUGCCACCAUCUACAGUCUGUCCAUGCUCCUCCUGCAGUAUGUUCUUCCUCUCACAAUUAUUUGUUAUGCCUACACCAGGAUCUGGUUCAAGCUGAAAAAUCAUGUCAGUCCCACUUCUAGGAAUGAAAACCAGUGCCGGAGGAGGAAAACAACCAAAAUGCUCGUGAUGGUUGUUGUGGUAUUCGCAGUCUGUUGGCUCCCCUUCCACAUAUUCCAGCUGGCCAUCGAUCUUGAUCUGGUUCUUAUCUUCCACGAGUACAAACUCCUGUACAGUGUCUUCCACGUUGGGGCCAUGUGCUCUACGUUUGUCAACCCCCUGCUCUAUGGAUGGAUGAACAAGAACUACAGGAAUGGCUUCCUUAUGUUCUUCCGCUGCCAGAACAAGCCCGAAAGCAUCCACACUGAAGGCUCAGUUAGAGGCAGGUCCUACAUCUUCAGGGCCAACACCCUAAAUGGGAGCAUCAAACAGACUCCUGGCAAUGGAGCACUGCCCACAGAGGUUUAGGGAUGGGACAUCCACCUCCAGCAUUGAGGCUGGCUGCGCCCAGAGACAUUCUUGGGUGAAUGCCUUUAUUUGACAGAAUAUUGUGCUGCCAAUUAUAGCUGCAGCAGCCAUGUAGAAAUACGAAAUACCCCCUGUAUCUCUCAAAACAAUAAAUCUGGUGUAUUUUUGUCUGACCAAAGAAAUUAAUUUUCCCUUUCACUGCAUUCAAGUUAUGCAUGGAAACACAUGAAAAAAUAACACACAGAGAAGGCUUUCAUUUAGCCAGAAAAAUACACCCUUCUUGCUAUUGCCAUUUGCCAAAGUGGGUUGCUCAACCUUUUACCCCCUGACACAUUACACAUUACAAAUGUGCAGCUGAUACUGUGUGUGAUUGUUCAUCUGUAUGUCUCCUACCCAAAAGCUUAAUGAUCCAUCUUUAGCUAAUGCCUCCAAGGGGAGAGAGACCUGCAUGCUGUUCUGCAAACACCUGCUUGUUAGUGCCAUCACUCCUCUGAUCUGGGGAGAGAGUGGGCUGGCACAGAUUGAAGCUGGGCAAUGCGUGAUCUCUUGCCCAACAUUUGCAUAAAUCUGCAUUUGCAACCCAAGGGAUGUGCUCAAGUCCUCAGAAAGCCCAGGAGGUGGCAGUGGCACUACUUACCACAGUCUCCUUUACAAGUGCAGAAGCAGGGCUUUGGGAAUGCCUCAUUAGCCAGGACUUGUGUGCCAGCACCCUGGAAUUAGCAGGGAGGAGAGCAGGAAGGGAAGCAGAUAGGUUCAAUUUCAGCCCUGUUUAUCAGCUGGCCCAGCUCUUUCCUUUCCUAAGGGAUUGGCAAAGGCAAGCUGCUAAAGACCCUAAGAUGUAGCUCCUGCCAUACAAUAACUUUAUAUAUGCCAACAUGACCAGAGAGGCAAAAAACUGCCAAUGAAGCCAUACUCCAAGGCACUCAGAGGGUUUAAAGCUUUCCCCUGGCUGAGGCUGGAGGUAAUAUGGAUCUGUAUAUGGGUGCUUCAUUACAGAAAACAGAUGUAACCUGCUUGCAUGGUUGUCACAGAUGUGGCAGAAGACAUGAAGACUAAGGAAGAUGUAUUCUUUCAAACCAAACUCUGUGUUCUCCUCCUGAAGGCUUCUGUCAGCUGGGGAGUGUAUUUUUAGCUCUGCCAUCAAAGGAGCCUUGAUUGCUACUGUGAUCUUGGUGUCAUCUCUAAAAGACAGUGUUCAUCAGAUUGGAAAGUAACUCCCAGAUGCAGGAAAGAGACUCAACAGACCUCCUCAUUAAAAAUAAAAUGAAAAGAAAAACUUUGAUUUGUAGGUCUUCACUGAAGCAAGGGCAAGAGGUAAGAGGACCUACAGCACUGAGUACACAGGCCUGGAUCAGGCUGCUGGGCUGUCACAUCUGGGUCCUCAAGAGAUCAAUUUCCAAGGGGUUUAUUUGAAAUUCUGCCUUCUCUCCAGCUUCACCUGCCUCUGGCCUUUGUUCUCCAGCUCAGCUUCCAACUGCCACACUAGAUUUUAAGCUCUUUGUUUAUUUCUGCUCUCUGAUCCUCUGCUCCAUUUCCCUAAAUAGGUAUAAGAAAGUUGUUUCUGAUUCCUUCCCAAGAGACAUCAGUGCCAGGGAGGGGCUGCUGACCUCACUUCACACUUGGAAGCAUAGGCAUGUUGAUGCCUAAUACCCUCCUCAGCACCUGACCCUGCAGAUCACAGCCUGGCUUUCUGUCCAGGGAGAUUCAGGAUCUAUGAAGGUCCUGUCAGGAAGUCACUGGUGUUGUGGUAAACAGAUCAUCUGCUUUCUGACAGGCCAAGAUGGGAGAACCAAGACACAAGUUAACCUUCCUCAUGUGAGUGCUGUGGAGUGGCAGUGGGAGUUUGCUGUUUCAUCCUGAUGGAAGAGGGAGGAUAUGCUCCUCCACAGCACUGGAAAAUUCUGUCCCUACUUAAUGGGCUGGUCAUUUCUACAAUCCGUCCUCCUGAGGAACUCUCACCACCUUUCCAUCAAGCUCCAAGUUACAAGGAAUGUUUAUGUUUCAAAAGUAGCUCAAAUGGGUGGAAAGAAUUCAGCUAUUACCAAUAAACACUUCAGAAAGUGAUUUAACACUCAGUAAUAUAAGUCAGAGUAAAAUAACAAAUUUAGCAGUGCAAGCUUGGAAGCCAAUCAUACUGCCAGACAAGAUGGAUGAGGAGCUAAAUUGCUCAUCUAGAGGCCAUGCCAAAGGUUUUGUCCUGUGGCACCACACACGGUAUCUAACUGCAGAGCAAGGCAGAUAAUGACAUUAUGAAUGACUGUUUAAUUUUGAGCCCAGAUUUUUAAACUAAAUAUAGAUAAAUAAAUAAACAGAUCCAAGUUCUUCAAAAAUUAGUACUGGCAGUGGCAUGUACAGGGCAGAGGGAAUUUUAUGCUGGAGCAAACUGAGGAGGAGAAACUAUUUACUUGAAAGGUAACAGCGAAGUUCUUGUUUGCUCUGUUUAAUACACUUGUGCAGCUUCACUGAUAGAUUUGUGCCAGUGAGCUCACUGUUUUUUCCUUGACGUUGGAAAAAGUUACAACCUUCCACACCCACUGCUGGCAAGGAAACCAGCUCUAGGUUGUGCAUCCAUGUUCCUGUGGAAAACUGUGAUGCCUCUAUUGAGAAAAAGGGGCCUUAGUGUCCAGUACCAAACAGAACAAGAGAAGAUAGGGAGCAAGGAAGCAAAGCUGUUUAACAAAGGGAGAUCAGAGCAGAUAAAGAGUAUGUUUUGGCUAUUGUGACUGCAGAGAGGACAAGAAUUAAUUUGUUUCCAUGAAACAGAAAUCUCUUGGAGAUGAAGGUUCCUCAAAUAUUAACACUCUGCUACAGAUGGCCUUACUGCCAUGAUCAGUUCCAUAAAACCAAAGACUGGCAGUUUUUUAAGCUUCUGAACUAUUUAGAGCUCAGGACAGGGUAUGACUCUGCUCUGUGGGUGUCAAGGUCAUAUCAUUUAGUAGUUACAGAUAAUCUUGGAGUCAUCUUCCCACUCCCUGUUCCUUGCCAAAGGCACAUCUGUGACUGCCUGGCCAGCCGGGCUCCUCUCUGCAGAGCUGGCCCUGGUGUUACUGACACAGCCCCAUGCCACUGGCACAACAGCUGACAGGGAUGAGGUAUUUCAUUACAGAGCUGGAAACAUGGUGACAGAAAUGAAAAUCAACGAGCGUUUCAUCAAAGCUUAUCUGGAAGACAGUGUUGUACCUGGUGGCCAAAUGAAUUUCCUCUAGGCUCUUCCUGAUUCUUGCUGCCAUCCUUCUCAAUAUGCUGCUUCUCUGAGCUGACCUGAGGCUAUUUCACAGCCUUUAGGAGGGAGAUUCUGAAUUCCUUUAGAGAUGCUCUAUUUCUUAUGCUAGGACGCUCCUUCUGGUCACAUCAUACAAAUCUUGUGUUAUAAAAUGUACCACUGAACAGUUCUUAAUUGCCUAGAAGAUUAUUAACUUUGAAUAGACACAACAGGUGGCAAUGCCUCUAGCUAUUCCAUGCAACCAUUCCUCACAUGCCAGUCAAAUCCAAGAACAGCUGAGAUGUGACAACUUCUUAGUUUAAAACCAGCAGCAUCAAUAACUGUAGUUCUCUAGAACAGGAUGCUCUAAGAGCUCUUGAGAACCAGAAUCUCUUAUCAAACUUCCAGCUUUGACAAAGCACAUUGAACUUUGCAGAGGACAGGCUGUGCUUUGGACACAGGAGCCCUUCUGAGCACUAAAAUUUUUUCCUCUAAAACACUUAGCUUAUUCUGAAAAUCCCUUCCCAUUUAAUUUUCAAAGCAUACACGUCUGUAAUGAGGUAAUGCAAGUACAGAGAGCAAAGGUUUGGGCUUUUUAUGUCUUGUCCUGAGGCAAUGUAUACAGCUGGCAUUGCAAUCAAUGCAGGGUGAGCCAGGUCCUUUGGUCAUGGCUCUCUCAGAAUCAAAAAUGUGACAAAAUGUGACAUGCUCUGUAUUUGGCUUCAUAGUGCUCCUUGAUCGGCCAGAUUCAGCCUCUCAUGGCUGUCUGCCCUUCAGUAAUAGGUGCCCUCUCCCAUUCUCCAUGGAAGCACAAGCAAACAAUGUCAAAUGGCACAUGUUUUAUUCAACAUACCCACAAACGUAUCAGCAGAAACACUGCUCAGAGCUUUGUACUGAGCUCUAUAGGGAAAUACAUACUAGUCCAAGAGAGAGGCCAUUCCUCUAACAUAUGCUAAUAUGCCAGAGGGGCUGGAGCCAGUUGUGUUCUGCUGAAGGAGGUCUCAGACAGUUCAGCCUUUCCCUUGAUAUCAGGUGUUAAUCUUAUCGUUGUUACAGCUAGCAGGGUCUGAAACCAAAUUAGCCUUUGGGCACGAGCUGGGGAGUUGGCACUGCCUUUGCAUGCCUUUGUCUUUCAGUUCUGUUAUUGUGUGAUUCCACCAGGGUCUUUGAAUGUGCUGGGUUUUAAAUAAGGCCCCAUAAUCAGCUACUCUGGUGAAAAUCAGGUAUUACUGCAAUA
Molecule: messenger RNA, 5926 nt
Organism: Oenanthe melanoleuca
Lineage: Eukaryota; Metazoa; Chordata; Aves; Passeriformes; Muscicapidae
Product: neuropeptide Y receptor type 2-like
Exons: 2
Coding region: 303-1487 (394 amino acids)
Biological process (GO): G protein-coupled receptor signaling pathway
Cellular component (GO): membrane
Molecular function (GO): neuropeptide Y receptor activity
Source: RefSeq, a predicted model, not a curated record